UCCCCUCAUUCUCCGUCUCUACUCGUCUCACGGCUUCACCCAUUUGGACCCCAAAGGCUCCCCGCUCAUGGUGGACGUCACCGGUAAAUCCCCGACCGUCCGAGAAGCCGUCGCGACGGCCUCCGUCAAAGUAGGACGCCAGCUCGCCGAGCUCAUCCAAUCGAACGGCGGUACGAAGAAGGGCGACGUGCUCAAAGUAGCCGAAAUCGCCGGCGUCGCGGCGGCCAAGCGCACCUCCGAGCUCAUCCCUUUGUGCCACAACAUCCCCCUGACGGCGGUGGCGGUGAGCUGUCGCGUGGACGAGCCUCGCGAGGCGGUCGAGAUCCGGGCGAGCGUCCGGUGCGAGGGCAAGACGGGCGUCGAGAUGGAGGCGCUGACGGCGGCGAGCGUCGCGGCGCUCACCGUCUAUGACAUGUGCAAGGCCGUCGAUAAGGGCAUCGUGAUAGCCGAGGUGCGGUUGGUGAGGAAAAGCGGUGGAAAGAGCGGGGAGUUUUUCAACGCGUAAGAACGAAGGAAAAGGGACAGAAAAACUGGACAGAAUUAAACGUAAUCGAUCGGACGGAAUUGUAAUAUGAGAUCUAACAAGUUUCAUUAAAGUAAGGUAAGAACAACAUAAUAGAAAUAAUUAAUCCUACAAUUCAAAAUUCGCUCAACUAAGCGUAGAUUUACCUAAAAU
Messenger RNA from Phyllotreta striolata, 676 nucleotides. NCBI's taxonomy places the organism in Eukaryota, Metazoa, Arthropoda, Insecta, Coleoptera, Chrysomelidae. The record is from the annotation of a GenBank genome assembly.